Danaus chrysippus (African queen) is the source of this 498-nucleotide messenger RNA. The record is from the annotation of a GenBank genome assembly. Lineage: Eukaryota; Metazoa; Arthropoda; Insecta; Lepidoptera; Nymphalidae.
AUGGCAAGAAAAUACAUGGAGCGAAGAUUUUCAAAGUCACACCGUACAACAAUACCUUCAAGUUUCAAAGUUCCUGAGCCGUUCGAAUUCUAUAAUAAAGCAACUCCAUUUGUACAAAGAACUUUACUAUUCGUUGCCGACGAAAACUCAGGACCUAAAACCUCUGCAGUAGAACAUAACACGCAAGAAAUAACUGAACAAGAUGCAUCUGAAGCUAGUACAUCGAAAGCAAGCGAUGAACAAGAAAAAUCGCCUAAAAAGAAUUCAUUUUUUUUCUCCCCCUCGAAAAGUUACAAGAUUCAUGGGCGAAGCUUUUUCCGGCUUCAAACGAGCCCUAAGAAAAAGACCGAAAAUGACGUAACAACCGAGAGCAAGACAGCAGCUGGAGGGUUGAUUAGCUAUGCCCCUGGCUGGUCCCUUAAAGGAGAACAUCUCAUGAAAUGGCAAGCUUCCGGGAAGACAACUAUUGAGGUAAAUAAUAUGAUAAUUUUAAUAUAA